This is a messenger RNA of Meloidogyne enterolobii, 1706 nucleotides long. The record is from the annotation of a GenBank genome assembly. NCBI's taxonomy places the organism in Eukaryota, Metazoa, Nematoda, Chromadorea, Rhabditida, Meloidogynidae.
UCGUGUAGAGUAUAGUCGAUAACCUAUUGCCAAUUUUUGGCUCUUUUUGGCCCUGACCCCAAAAAAUCAAAAAGUUAUAGGGAGCGGUUACUUUUGGAGCGGUGAGUCUCCCCAUGCUCCUCACGAUGUUAUAAUUUUUAUUCAAUGAUUUUUACUGACAGUUCGAUAGUGUUCCAGUGAGGUUGAAGUUGGAUUUUUUUGGGUAUUUUAGAAGGUCCCAAUUCUUCUUCCAAACAUUUUCUUUUUUCCACAGUUAAUUUUCUGGUUCUAGGGACUAGUCUUCUAGCCUCUUUUAUUAGGAGCAAUCAUUUGCUAUUUCAUUUACUUUAAAAAAAAAUUUUUUUGCUUUGCAGAAUGAAAUGGAAUGUGACCAAACUGAAUACAUCGGCCUCUGUUUAAUUAGAAUUUUUGACACUUAUUUGGAACAAACACAAAGCUAUUUGACUUGUCAGGAACCUUCUGAAGAUGAAAUUUCUGAAAUAAUGGAACAACCACUUUAUCGUUUCUUCAAAACUUUGUGUCGUUCUGGUGAAGAAACAGAUACAAGACAAUUUCUUUUAUCAAUAUUGAAAAAAAUGAUGGAAGAAUGUAAUCGAAUUGGUUAUUUAUUUCUUUUCUUUCUUUCAAGUAUUGAAAGAGAAAAUAAUGGAGGAGGAGGUGGUGUUAGUGGACGCUCAAGCAGAUUAGGAAAUAAUGGAAGUAGUUGGCCGUCUGUUGACCAAGCUGUUGAAACUUACAAAACUGUGUGUCAAUUAAUGGAUACUGAAUGGGAAAAACAAUUGGCUAAAGACCUUGAGCAAUGUUCAUUUGACGAUUACCAAUUAUUUUCCCAUUUACUCGUUAAUGUAUUGUCUCGUUUAACACCUUAUGGCCCACCAACAAAAGUUAUGCGUUUAAUUUGUGGUUCAAUGAAUACUCGCCUUUUGUCUCGUUUAAUGAGUGAAAUUGUUCGUGAAAAUGUUGUUUUAUUUGGUGAGGGAGAUGUGCUUUCAAUGUUAGUGGAUUCGCUUAAAUGGGACUCUUUAGAACAAAUGAUGCUUUGGCAAAUGUUGCAAACGGAAGCUGUGGAGUUUGACAAAUUUAUUGAUUUAUUGCAAAGACUAAAUUACAAUCAACAUCCAGAAGCUACAGCAGCCGUUAUUGUUAUUAUGAGAAAUAUGGAACCAGAUCCAGAUGUUGCUAUAAUGAAAAGUUUACUUCGAAAUUUACUUUUGAGACCGCCAAAUAAAGAUUUGUUUACUGUGGAUGCUAUAAAGUUACUUAUUGACUAUGAUGAUAAUAUUCCACCAGUAGCAAAUUGUAUUAGUAAAUUUGUGAAGAAAGCUGUAGCAGAUGGUGAUAUUAAAGGUCCAAUUUGUAGUCCAAAACAUUCUUCUAUUAAAAUGGGGAAAAAUCGUAUAUUGACUGCUGAAUAUAUUUUUGGACAUUUGGAUCGUUUGCGUAAAUAUUGUAUGGAAAAAGAAUCACAACGUGCCGAAAAUUUGUUAAAAAAUCAAUUAUUGUUGGAUAUGGCUUUAUUAGUUAAAAGAAAUGUCAAAACAAUUGAAUUGAGAAAUAAAUUUGAUGAAUUAUUUGCUUUAUUUGACAUUUUAUUGGAAGAUGAACAAGCUACAAAUGGAGGAAAACAACAACGACGAAAAGCUAAUAAUAAGGUUAUAAAAAAUAAAAAAAUUAAUAUGAAUGUUAGGUCGUUUGUUAAUUGGUGA